AUGUUCUACAAAAAUUUGGACAAACUUUCUUAUGGAGUUCGACAGCUUCAUUUAUCAAAACGAUUUAAACAUGCUUUGCCUGAUCUUCCCUAUGACUAUAAUGCUCUUGAGCCUGUAAUUUCUGCUGAAAUUAUGAAAAUUCAUCAUCAAAAGCAUCAUGGUUUGUCUGUUGGAUUUAAUCUUUAUUUUUUUAUAUUUUCAGCAACUUAUGUAAACAAUUUAAAUGUGACUGAAGAAAAAAUACAAGAGGCUUUUGCCAAAGGAGAUAUUCGUUCGGCUAUUCAAUUGCAAUCUGCUCUAAAAUUUAAUGGUGGCGGGCACAUCAAUCAUAGUAUUUUCUGGACAAAUCUUUGUAAAGACGGAGGUGAACCAUCUGGCAAACUCCUGCAAGCGAUUAAUCGUGACUUUGGUUCUCUCCAAGGAUUGCAAGCCCGUUUGAAUGCCAUUGCAAUAGCCGUUCAAGGAUCUGGUUGGGGAUGGCUUGGCUACAACAAAAUUGACAAACGCUUGGAAGUUGCUUGUUGUCAGAAUCAAGAUCCAUUGGAGCCUACCACAGGACUUGUGCCUCUCUUUGGAAUUGACGUUUGGGAGCAUGCCUACUAUUUGCAAUACAAAAAUGUGCGUGCUGAUUAUGUAAAUGCUAUUUGGAAGAUUGCCGAUUGGAAGAAUAUUGAGGAGCGGUAUGAGAGUGCUCAGACUGAUUAA
Meloidogyne enterolobii is the source of this 705-nucleotide messenger RNA. NCBI's taxonomy places the organism in Eukaryota, Metazoa, Nematoda, Chromadorea, Rhabditida, Meloidogynidae. The record is from the annotation of a GenBank genome assembly.